This is a messenger RNA of Saccostrea cuccullata (small rock oyster), 3578 nucleotides long. Its product is annotated as DNA-directed RNA polymerase I subunit RPA2-like. Gene Ontology annotation, biological process: DNA-templated transcription. NCBI's taxonomy places the organism in Eukaryota, Metazoa, Mollusca, Bivalvia, Ostreida, Ostreidae. The record is from RefSeq and is a predicted model, not a curated record. Bases 78 to 3578 code for a protein of 1166 amino acids. Gene Ontology annotation, cellular component: RNA polymerase I complex; nucleus. The transcript is spliced from 30 exons. Gene Ontology annotation, molecular function: DNA binding; ribonucleoside binding.
AAAUGUGCGACAUUAUCGAGAGACAAAUAAGUUACCAUUAGAUUAUGAUUUAGAAAAAUACACGUGCGGGAGUCAAAAUGUCAACAGACUUGAGAGAACCUUCUCUGAAGAACUUAACAGGGAAGAAAUAUGGAAGAUUAAAUCCUAAACAACAUCAGCCACUUCAAGACCUAACAAAACCCCACAUAGAUUCAUUCAAUGCUCUGGUACAUGGGGGAUUAACUAGAGCAGUACAGACGAUUCCACUUGUGGAGUUUGCCUUGCCAAAUGGAGACCGGGUCACACUUAAAAUGCUGGAUGCCACAAUAUCGUGUCCAACAGUGGAUUCUGGCAACAAAUUUGCUCAGACGUUAAAAGUCUACCCAGCGGAGUGUCGAGAGCGAGGCACCUCCUACUUAGGGAGCCUUAACAUUGGUAUGCUAUGGAAGCUGAAUGGACGAGUCCAGGACACGGUGGAGAGAAAGAUCGCGGACGUCCCAGUGAUGGUCAAGUCUGAUGUUUGUAACCUGAAAGGGUUAAGUCCCAAAGAUUUGGUACGAAGAGGGGAAGAGGCUGAGGAGAUGGGAGGCUACUUUAUAUGUAAUGGUAUCGAGAAAAUCAUCCGCAUGUUGAUCAUGCCCAGGAGGAACUUUCCCACAUGUAUGAUAAGGCCAUCAUGGAAGAACAGGGGCAGUCAGUACACAGAAUAUGGGGUGUCACUACGCAGUGUAGGGGAAGACAACAUUGGAGUGAAUAAUGUCCUACACUACCUGUCCAAUGGAAUGGCCACGCUGUGUUUUAGUCACCUUAAAGAAAUGUUCUUUGUACCAGUCAUAAUUAUCCUUAAGGGUCUACACAAUGUGACAGAUAAAUUUAUUUACGACCAACUGACCAGGGAUAAAGAACAAGACUCAUUUUACAAAGGUUGUGUGAUAGCCAUGUUGCGACAUGCUCUAUCAGAAAAUCUGACCACACAGAAAACAGUACUGAAAUACAUAGGGGAGUUAUUCAGAGUCAAACUCAGUCUGCCUGAGUGGUACUCAGAUGAGGAAGUAGGGGAGUACAUGCUCAAACAAAGCGUAUGUGUACAUCUAGAAAACAAUGUGGACAAGUUUAAUCUUUUAAUAUAUAUGACCAGAAAACUGUUUGCCUUUGCUAAAGGGGAGUGUGCAGCAGAGAGCGCUGACAAUCCAAUGUUCCAGGAGCUCUUACUGGGGGGUCAGUUGUAUGGGAUGAUCCUUAAGGAAAAGUUGCAUGAUUGGAUGGUGUCAGUCAAAAAUUCAAUUGAAAGAAAUGCCAAAAAUUACAAAGAGCGGGAAUAUCUCUUAACUGAAUUGACCAUGAAUGAUGCUUUAAGACACACAGUAAAUAUAACCAAGGCAAUGGAAUAUUUUAUGGCAAGUGGCUCAAUUAUUUCCAAGAGUGGACUUGGUUUGAUGCAAGCCACUGGUUUGACUGUGGUGGCAGACAAGCUGAACUUCUUCAGGUACAUCUCACAUUUCCGCUGUGUACACAGAGGGUCGUUCUUCAGUGAGAUGAGAACAACAGCCGUCCGUAAACUUCUCCCAGAGGCUUGGGGCUUUCUUUGUCCUGUACACACUCCAGAUGGUAGUCCCUGUGGUCUGCUGAACCAUCUCACAGCCCUAGCUGGGGCUGUGACCACACAUUAUAGUAAUUCACAUGUAGCUGACCUUUUGUUCUCUCUGGGAACAACUCCAUGUCAUGCUCCAACAAUGGGACAGAUGUCUCAGUGCUUUACAGUAUUCCUAGAUGGGAGGAUUCUGGGAUACAUCCAUGAAGAUAUUGCACAGAAUGUGGAAAAGAGGCUCAGGUUCAUGAAGGUCAAAGGUCUAAACAGGAUCCCUCCAAUGUCUGAGAUUUGCCUGGUCCCCAAAACAAAGUUUGCCAGCCAGUUCCCAGGCCUGUACAUCUUUACCAGCACUGCCCGAAUGAUUCGCCCUGUGUGGAACCUCGCAACAGACAGUAAAGAAUGGAUAGGGACAUUUGAACAGGUGUACAUGGAUAUCUGUAUUACCCCAGAAGAGGCCAAACAAGGGGUAACAACCCACAGAGAGCUGAGUGAAGUGGCCAUGCUGUCUACCGUAGCACAGUUUACUCCAUUCUCAGACUUUAACCAGAGCCCUAGAAACAUGUAUCAAUGUCAGAUGGGUAAGCAGACUAUGGGCACCCCCCUUCAUGCGCUGGACCAUCGCUCGGACAAUAAGCUGUACAGACUUCAGACCCCUCAGUCUCCCGUGGUGCGGCCAGUCAUGUACGACCACUACAAUAUGGACAACUACCCACUGGGAACCAAUGCUAUAGUCGCUGUCAUGUCCUAUACUGGAUAUGAUAUGGAGGAUGCCAUGAUUCUAAAUAAAUCUUCAUUUGAGCGAGGCUUUGCACAUGCGAGUGUAUAUAAAUCACAAAUCAUAGACCUCUGUAGCAAGGGAGAUAGAAAUCAUGGCCGCCCCUUAGAGGUGUUUGGUUGUCUUCCCGAUAACAGCCAUUUUUUAGGGGGGAGCUUGACAAAGGAGGGUCUACCUCACAUAGGAACCUACCUACAGAAGGGGGACCCAUUCUACAGUGUAAUCAACAUACAGACUGGCCAGUCUCGUACACAGAAUUAUAUGUCAGAUGAACCAGCCUACGUCCAGCAGAUCAAGGCCCUGGGGGAUAACACGGGGACACAGGAGCUCUGUAAAGUCUGUGUCCUUCUCAGAAUCAAGAGAAACCCCAUCAUAGGAGACAAAUUCUCCAGUCGACACGGACAGAAAGGAAUCUGUAGUAUGAUGUGGCCAGCAGAAAACAUGCCAUUUACAGAGAGUGGGAUGACCCCUGACAUCUUAUUUAAUCCCCACGGCUAUCCCUCCAGAAUGACGAUAGGAAUGAUGAUAGAGAGCAUGGCAGGGAAGUCUGCAGCCCUCCACGGACUCUGUCACGAUGCCACACCUUUUCAGUUCUCGGAAGAAGAACCUGCUAUAGAUUACUUUGGUAGAAUGUUGGUCAAAGCUGGUUAUAAUUACCAUGGUACAGAGAGGUUGUUUAGUGGUGUGAAUGGACUGGAACUGGAGGCAGACAUCUUUAUUGGAGUGGUUUACUAUCAGAGACUCAGACACAUGGUGUCAGAUAAAUUCCAGGUCAGAACCACUGGUCCUGUUGACCCCAUCACUCAGCAGCCGGUCAAAGGUCGUAAGAGAGGGGGCGGGGUCAGGUUUGGAGAAAUGGAGAGGGAUGCCCUCAUUUCACAUGGAACGUCCUAUCUCCUUAAAGACAGACUACUGGACUGCAGUGAUAUCUCCAGGGCACAUGUGUGUAUGGACUGUGGCAGUAUUUUAUCUCCCUAUCUGGAGAGGCCCUCUAUGGGAUCAGUAGCAGACGUCUCAGAAAAGGUCAGACGAUGGAAAUGUCGGGCCUGCAAGAAAACAGACUCUGUUCAGAUUGUCACCAUUCCUUUUGUGUUCCGAUACCUGGUAGCUGAACUUGCUGCCAUGAACAUUAGAGUGAAGUUAGAUGUGGCCCCAGUUAGCAGACUGGUUUUCAUUAAAAAUACACAGUUGGGGUCAAAAAGUUUGAGAGUGGUGCUGAUAAUACACAAUUGA